AUGGUUCGGCCGGCCCCGCCCUGCGCAGUCGCGGCCCAGAGGGCCUGUCCGGUGGGAGGCGGGGCAGCGAGACACACCCCCGAAGAGCCUGGUGACCCAGUGGUUCGGACCGCUGCAGCCGCACUGCCACCGGCGGCCCUCCCCCUGCCCUCCCCUGUCUCGGCCUCAGCGUCUCAGGGCCAGCGUAGCCACGUCAGUAGCUGGGCUUCUGGACCUCCGCAGGACGUUCUUUCCGCACCCUUGCAGAGAACAGAAAAUCUUAGGCCAGCACAAGUCUUCGGGAAGAGGGGUGUCGAUGGACAGGGAACGGAGAUGAGUUUUCCUUUCCCCAAAGGCCUCAAGACUCCUACUCAGGAGAGCAUCUUGGAUCUUUUAAGUGUGGGAAGCCACUUGGGGUCUCCCAAGUGGGUUGCCCUUCCCCUAGGAUUGUGUUCCAGAAGGAAGUGUAUCUUCAUACAUCACCACACCUGA
This is a messenger RNA of Rangifer tarandus platyrhynchus (Svalbard reindeer), 471 nucleotides long. NCBI's taxonomy places the organism in Eukaryota, Metazoa, Chordata, Mammalia, Artiodactyla, Cervidae. The record is from the annotation of a GenBank genome assembly.